Molecule: messenger RNA, 1422 nt
Organism: Stylonychia lemnae
Lineage: Eukaryota; Ciliophora; Spirotrichea; Sporadotrichida; Oxytrichidae
Source: the annotation of a GenBank genome assembly
AUGAAUAAAUCUGUUGUUGUCGCUAGACACUCUUAUGCAAUUUUCUCUAUUCUGCAGUUCCUAAGACCAAGUUUAAGGACCAGACUAUAACUACUAUGCAAGUAUUUCUACGAUAAAAUCAUCCCAGAGUUGGUCUUUUCUUUCCCAAUUUUAGAAUCAAAUAAAGAUGACUACUUUGAACUUUUCAAAGAUUAGAAAGUUAUCAGAAUAAAUCAGAGUUCGGGUCAAACAAUCUUAUAUUCAUAAUAAAUCAGACAAUUAGUAAAUACCAGCUUAAGCCCUCAAAACCAGAUUGUUUAGCAAUGGAAUAAUACCAAGUUAGAGGUCCCAGCUGGGUUUUAAUUUGAGAAAAUAAUAUUUGUUGAUUACUAGUAUUACUUAUUCAACUCAACACCUACAGCAAUGAAAGUUUACAAGUUGAUAGGAAAUAAAAUUGUUCAAGUUAAUGAAGCAAAAAUGGUAAAGACCAUCCAAUCAUGCUAUGUUGCAGUGCAAAAUCGAUAUAUUCUUAGAAUAGGAGGGUAUUAAAGCCUACUUGAUGAGAAAAAAUCAAAGUAAAUGGUAUUUUCAAUGAGAAUUGCUCCAAAAAGCAAUACAUAAUAUGACAACAUUAUCAAGAUAUUUGACAUAGUAACUAAUUAAUGGAUAAACACUAAUAAAUUCGGUUAAUUAAGCAAUAUUAGGCACGGUUGCUCUGCAUCUGUCCACAAUAAAAAUUUGUAUGUUUUCGGAGGAAGUUACUUUAUUCAAAGUGGCAAUCGAAUUAAUGUACUUGCUCACUAACCAACAAUUGAGAAGUAGGACUUACUUAACCCUUAAUAGCAAUUCUAAGUCAUUGAUUUUAAGAUGAAGAUUCCAAUGGAAACUUUAUUCUCUUGCUAGCAUCUCGCUUAGGAUCAUUUCUUUAUCUUCGGAUAAAUAGAGAGUAAAGCUAAUGCUACUAAAACAAAAUAGAGUAAAUUGAUUUGUAACUUCUAUCGAUAUAAUGUCUCCUCACAUCAAUAUCAAAAGAAAAAAUAGGGAAAAGUAGAGGAUAAGAUUUUAGAUCAACUUUAGACACAAGGAUUAGAAAAGUAGAAACAAAAUACGAACUUUUAAGAUAUUAAGGCAUAUAACGGUAUUCAUGUGAUUACGAACGAUUUCGGUGCUGUUGUGUUUUAAGACAAAGAAUUAUUAAAUCACGAGAAGUACAUUUUAAGUUGGAAAAUUGGUUAUGAUGCUGUAAAGUAGCCUGAUCCUCCAAAACCGAAGCUAUUAAAACCAUCAGUAAAUGAUUAAGCGAAAAUUGGCUAGAAUUUAAACAAGCGACCAUAGACUGCACUUCCGAUAAGAAAGACUAAUUUGGCUUAAAGACCUUAAUCAGCCGUAACUAGACCUGUAGUAUCUAGAAGAUUAGUUCAAGGAAUUAUAAAUUAACGAUGA